This is a messenger RNA of Nothobranchius furzeri (turquoise killifish), 4215 nucleotides long. It is a transcript of the gene dbpb, whose product is annotated as D site albumin promoter binding protein b. NCBI's taxonomy places the organism in Eukaryota, Metazoa, Chordata, Actinopteri, Cyprinodontiformes, Nothobranchiidae. The record is from RefSeq and is a predicted model, not a curated record. Gene Ontology annotation, cellular component: nucleus. Gene Ontology annotation, biological process: regulation of transcription by RNA polymerase II. Gene Ontology annotation, molecular function: RNA polymerase II cis-regulatory region sequence-specific DNA binding; DNA-binding transcription factor activity, RNA polymerase II-specific.
GGGCACGCCUCCUCGCGCCUCCCCGCGUGUUCCGUGAGGUCUGACGUCACGUGAACUGCCCGUGUCAGUUCCAGCUGAGGAGCUGAGAAGGGGACGCACGGACGUGGACGCCGCGCGGCCCGAACACAAAUCCCUGCUCGUGCGCCCGUGACUGCAUCCCCCGGAUGUUCGCGAAGGAAAAAGUACAGACAGAAAGAGGAAGCGCGCGCCCCGCCACUGACCCGCAGCACCGGACAGGAGCAGCAACGCAAGUUGUCAUCGGACCGACGCAGGCGCUUCUCUCACCGCUGAUUCUUGUUUCUCGUUAUUUGAUCUAAACACCGUUUCUCUCCGCUUGUUUUGCGUCACCAGACCUUUGGAUCUAUUCUUUUCCCAGCUGGACUUCCAAACUCGGAACACUUCCCCACACUCGCGAGUUGUGGCGUUUUCCUACAGUGCUGGCUCUUCGUUGUGAUUAUGGACAGUUUUCCAGCUCACGCGGUGUGAAUAUUCCUCAUCAAACAUUUAUCAGCGAUGGAAUACUUUGAUGAAAAUAUUCCUGCGAGGAAAUAAGGAGCAGGAGGACAAGUGAAAGCCACCCAGCGUCCUGUUGGUAGAUUCUCUGGUCAGAUUGCAUCGAUCUUUCACGUGCCCCAGGUGUCUUUCUGCAACCCCGCCUCCCUCUGGUCCAGGAUGUCCAGGCAGCUCACCCAGCUUCCGACCCCUGACCUCCCAGCUGGAGCGAGCCCACAGUUUGGAAGCUGCACUCAGCCUGCAGGCUCGCUCACAGGGGGGCACGUCAACUCCAUGGCUGGUCUGAAGUCCCUCCUGCAGCAGCCCAUGAAGGGAGACCAACGUCUGAAGAGCCCGUGUGACACAAAAGACAAGGACAGAUUGGACCUCGAUGAGGACUCUUUGGGAGUGUGUCCCUUGAGGAACGGCGGUGGAUUAGUCAGCAAUAAUAGUAGCAAUGGCUGUGGAGGAGGAGGAGGUGGCGGCGGUGGUAAUGGAGGAAGCUUCAACCAGUUCCUGGGCCCCCUCCUGUGGGAUCGCACCCUGCCCGCAGACGGAGGGCUCUUCCAGCUUCAGUACAUGGACUUGGAGGAGUUUCUGACCGAGAAUGGAAUGGGCAGCAUGCACAACAACAACAGCUCCAGUUCAGCCCAGAUCCCAUCCCAGAGCUCCCAGUCAGCCGUUCCCAACCAGAGCUCCCAGUGCCUACCGCCCUCCUCCCCACCCGGGUCUUCAUCCUCGUCGCCCUCGUCCUCCUCGUCCCCGUCCCUCAUCGGUCUGGAGGUGGCCCAGCCUCAGAGUCUGGCUGGAGGAACCGACUGCCUGCACAGGAGUCAGACGAGUAUGGACGACUCCUGCGAAUCGCCCUCUUCCUCCUCCUCGUCCUCUUGCCCACCAUUACUGACGCCCACGGGCAGCGGGCCAGACGGGGUUGGAAUGUUUGACAUGGACCCCUCGGACAUGGCCUUGUCCAGCAACUCCAACGAGCCGAACUUCGACCCCAGAAGGCACUCGUUCAGCGAAGAGGAGCUGAAGCCGCAGCCAAUGAUCAAAAAAGCCCGGAAGGUCCUGGUGCCUGAUAACCUGAAGGAUGAGAAGUACUGGACCAGGAGGUAUAAAAACAACGAGGCAGCCAAGCGUUCCCGGGACGCUCGUCGCCUCAAGGAGAACCAGAUAUCUGUGCGCGCCGCCUUCCUGGAGCGCGAGAACGCCGCCCUCCGACAGGAAGUGGCUGAGAUGCGGAAAGAACUGGGCCGUUGCCGCAGCAUCCUUAGCAAAUACGAGAACCGCCCCGCCGACCAGUGAUGGUGGCGCCAAGGAGAAUCUGACGGAGGGAAGGCGCAUAAGCUGGACUCUGAAUUUCUGGUGUUGGAUUGAUGGACAGAAUGAGGUCAAGAUGACCACAAAGGACGGAGGCGAUUUAAAUGAUGAAUGUAUAAGACGAGGAAACAGGUGUGAAGCUCAGGUGUCUUGUUUUGUUGAGAUGUCAGCUCUUAAAAGUGAUUAACAGAGAGAAUAAUUUAACAGAGAAUAAAACAGACGUGACUUUUAAGAGUUUUGUUAUCGGAGAAUUGUAUAUUUUUGUAAUACUUCAGAAAAAUUUAGAGGGAGAGCAAAUCCGCAGAAUAAUUUUGUAUAUUUUCUACCUGUUUAGGACACUGAGACGGGGAGCGUUGAGGUGAAAAUCGUUUUCUUUUAGAUGAUUCAGGCCAAGCCGUCAGCCAUUGGUGGAUAUCAUUAUUUGCGACGGUCGUGGUGCAGCAGCAGGGUCUAGGACGCAUGUAACAAUUGUAAUAUAGAGAGCAAACUUAUCGUAAAAUGCUGUAGUUGAACAUUUUGUGGAUUUUACUCGAGCACUUCUUUUUUUUGUCACUGGGCAUGCUGGAUGGAGACGGAACGACAGACACCGUGUAAACAGUUCGGCACUAUCCGCAUUUAUCCUGUGUUCUUUCUUUAAAAUAUACCAGUUUCAACCGUUGUAAUCUUCUCCUUUCUCAGCAUCAUUUGUUCUUUGUUCCUACCAUCAAACCGGCUUCUGGUUUUAUUUCUGCUCUCUGUCCUAGAGGAACGUUUCUACACUCUAAAAAAGAAGCGUUGAGUUUAUUUAACCAAGUUAUUUCAGCUUCGACCACAAAACCUGGAGUAGCCUUUCGGUCACAUGUACGUUUAGUGCAACAACGUACAGUUUUGUGUGGGACUCUGUUUAACUCAUUCGCUGCCAGCGUUUCUCACCGUUUUUACAGUUUUUUUUUAAGAGUGACAGAACGUUGCGCGCUAGGAAGAUGUCGACGCCAAAAACAAAGCGGAGACUCACCUCUUACAUCAGGAAGAAUCCGGGCGUUUCGAGCGUUAUCCGUUCUUUCAUAAUCCGUUGUUGAAUUGUGAUCGGCAGAAGCUUUUCCGGUUCACGCCUCACUUUUAUUUACAGGAACGGCCCAAAACGAUCUCCUAACACGUGGAUGUUCUGCUUCCUGAUCACGUUAUGUGCGACGUACGCGGAUGAAGAUCGGCUUUAGAGCUGAGAUGUUUGUUCUCACGGUGCGGGGGCUCGUCCGACGCCCACACAGUAAAAACACGCCAAUGUUAAGCAGCUAGGUGUAGUGGAACCAGUUGACAACCUGGUGAAGUAAAUUCAACGAUUCAGUUUUUACAGUGCAGUCCACUCUGGUGUUUUCAUGCCGGUGAACGCCUGUUGUCAGGCUGUUCUACUCCUCUGCAUCCUCUUAUGUUUCUACCCCCCCCUCCACCCACACACACACACACACACAGUUAUGUGCUGACUCCUCCCAUACGAGUGUUUAACUGUGUUGUCUGAUAUAGGUAGUAACCCCCUUCAGUGAGACGCACUUUGUUACUUUAUUGUAUGAAAUGAACACUUUAUUAGCAUUCUGAUUAUUUUUGUUUGUUUUCUUGGGGGGGGUGUACAUUGAUUGUCUUCCUGUGUUUUUAUGUUAUUUCAGGAGAUGGGUCCAGUUCCCCCAUUGAGUGGAAUGGUGUUAAUUUCUCAGAUUUCUGGGAGAAAUAAAAAAAGCCAAAUUUUUCCUGUUUUAUCCACCAACUUUGUUGAUAUUUACUAUUUUUUCUGCCCCCUCUUUACCCCGCCCCCUCUACUGUAUCUAUUGACGCCACUGUGAACCCCCCCACACCCACACAGGAGCGUGAAACACGGCUUUGUUCCUGUAUUAGAGCGGUUUUCAUCCCUUUAACGACCACGAUGAACAGAUUCACCACAGCCCUUGUUAGUGCUAUGAUGACUAUCUCUCUUGUUGUUAUGAUUCUGUGUCAUUGAAUGUUUUACUUCCUUUGGGUGGAGACCGGUGCAUCCACCUUUUGAGUGUUCCUCAGAAAGACUUUGAGCAGAAACCCUUUGGCGCGGGACUCCACUGCCACCCACCCACCUGUGCGGACUUCUUUCACCUUUUCUCUGGAGCCCCAGCCGCGUGUGGACUAUGCACACAGCCGAUCCCAUCCCUGUUGGUUUCUUUGAGCCUUUCAUUAGCUCAUCCAGUGAUUGUUUGCUCUCCUAACAAGGAUUGGGGUUUUUAAACUCUUCACUCGUGUGGUUGAUGAAUCUGUCUCUAACUGCUCUGCUGCAUCAGUAGUGUCCGCGGUUGCCCGGCCCACCAAUCAGGGCCGGGUUGUUUUGUUAUUUUUGGAUGUAGUUUAAAUUUCCCCACGAAAAUAGGAAAAACAAAAAAACCACCAAUAAAAGGUUCUCAUUCA